GUGGCUCCGCUGGGAGGUGUCUGGCCGAGGGAGGCCGCCGCCGCCGCCGCUCCUGUGGGGCGAACGAGGCCCUGGCGACGGGGGCUGCGUCUGGAGCCGAGGAGGCCGCGGGCUUCCCCUUCCCCGGCUGACCCUGUCCGGGUGGCGAGUGAAAGCCGAGGCCGCCGGGAGACUCUUCCCGUUGCGACUGGGCAGGCGGGAGGCGGUCCUGCGGAGGCCCAGCCGGGAGAGCGCCGGUGGUUUCGCAAGGCCGAGGCGGGCGCCGGCGACUCCUCGGGGUCGCGUAGGGGAGCUUUCCCCGGACCCCCGGCCGCGAAAAGGUCGUGGCGCGGACAGAGGCCGGGCUGCAGCCCCUCCGGGGGGCGGGGAGGAAGUGGAGGGGGAAAAGGGCCGCUUCGCCUUGAAUUUGAGGAAGGUGAGAGACCGUUUCCCGAGCCUCUCAGGGACUGGACAAUGGAGCUUCCCUCUUUUUCUCCGCCACCCGCUAACCGGCAUUUCCCACCCCUUCAGCUGCAACGCUUUUUGCCCAUACUCCCCCGGAAAGUUUUUAGGGUGUGUUUUUUUUCUCUCCUAGGAUUUUCCCAGGCCCCCUCCUCCCAGUCAGGCUAUUUCGCUUCAAAAUGAAUUUAUUUGCUCCCCCCCCCCCCGCUCCCGCUUCUUAAGUCCUUUGAUUUCUUUAUUUGAGGACUUGCUCGCCUCUCCACCAAGGAGCUGUAUUUCAUAGUAUAAGCCUAAACAGUGUUUGGAUAGGAGUAUGUCACAAUGAAGUUGUUGUUAUUAUCAUAAUCAUUUACUUUAUUAUUAUUAAACAAGAGGCCGGUCUUGGCUGGGGAAGGCGGGGUAUAAAUAAUUUAUUAUUAUUAUUAUUAUUAUUAUUAUUAAUAAUAAUAAUAAUAAUUUUCUUCUUAGUGAGUCUGGUUAUAGGAUUGUACUGGUGGGCAGAAAUCCUGGAUGUUCACAUCCUUGGGAGUAAGCCCUAUUGAAUUCAUUAUUGGGCUGUUAGGGGCACACGGCUAUCCUGCAAAGUAGGUCACACUCAACUUUUUCCUCUUGGAUACCUUGGGUAUAUUUUUCUACUGAUAAUCAGUGAGGUGCAGGUGACAGUAGUUGGUUUGGGGAAUCCAUUUUUAAAACCUCUCUCAUCUCUGAAACUCAAUGUGGGAUUUUGCAGCCGAUCUUAUUUUGAAUUACUUCAUAGGUUUGUUGUGAGGAUAAUAGAGGUGAGGGAACAGAUAAAUCAACCUGAGCUUCUUGGAGGAAGGGUAGGAUAAAAAGCUAGUGUUUCCAUGUACAGUGUGAUAAAACAGUAUUUGUAAAUUUGCAUGCACUGAUUUGGUGCACAUGUGUUGAUAUUGUGCCAGAAUGCAAAUUGUGAAUCAGACCCGAGAGAGUAUAACUUGUUCAGAGCCACCUAGCAAACUCAUAACUGAAGUCUUGAAUUUCCUUAGCCAGUGCAACAUUCUGCCCACAACCGUAUUUCCUCUGUGGCUGUGUGAAAAUCAGUGGGAGAUCCACCUGACCCAGUAUCUAAAUAACAGAAUUAUUUAAUAAAUAGAUUAUAUUUCAACAUUCCAUCCCCUUUCAAGAACUAAAACAUAAUGAUUACUGUUUCUUCAUACACAGAACACACAGGUGAUCAAUUCAGUCCAUACAUAUUUACUCAGAAGUAAACUCCAUUGAUUUCAGUGGGACUUAUUCUCAGAUAGGUUUGUGUAUAGAACCACAGUCUUAAUUGGUAUCUAGUUUUGAGAGAGAGGGUUGGAAUAUGACAAAUAUGAUUCUAACUCAAUGGCUAGCUGUGCUACACAUUGAUAUUAACAAACAUGACUAAGUUCGUUCCAUUAAUUUCAGUAGGUCUACGCUGAAUAAAAAGUAUAACACCAUCCAAUAUUUUUAACAAGUGCUCUUUUGAGGUUAAUGUAUAUACUAUUUUAAAGUGUGAGUAUUUUAGGAGUAAAACUCAAUAGUAAAAAUAGGUAUCCAUCUUAUUAAUAGCACUAUUAAACAUUGUAUUUAUGCAGUUUUUGAGAGUUGCUUGCUGUUCUGAAUGAUAAUUGGAAGUCUCAUCUUGUGAAAUUAUAUACAGGACUCACAAAUAUUUGAGAUGCCAUUUGCUGAUACUUUUUGUAUGGAUGAAAGUUCAAUACUGUAUAAUGAAUUUCAAUUAAGUUGGUGAGAACUGCAUCUGCAAUUAUUGUAAAGAUUUCAUGAUUUGAGCUGAAAGGUUUUCUCAUAAAUAUUUUUUUUCAACUAUAGUGCCUCUAGUCUUUUGUCUUUAAAAAGGUAUGUUCCUUAGGUUUAAAAAACGACAACUGUGAUGAAUCCCCAAAGUUCAUGUUCUGCUGUUGUUUAAUUAUCAAUAAUUUUUCAACAUAAUUGGGUAGUUUCUUUAUUUGUCUUUUUUUUACUUCUGUGUAGUAAAAACUCUUCAGAUAGCUUCAUUUGGAGCUCAAGGGACAGAAUUUUAUUUCUCCCAGUUCUAUUAUUGUUGGGAAAGUAUAUAUCUAAGAGAACUUUUUAAAAAAUCAGCCCAGGGUCACUGUGGUUUUGUUUGUUUGUUUGUCCACAAUCUGCAUUGGGUCUUGGGAUCUUGCAAGCAUUUUCAUAAUUAUAUUAGUUAUUACCGUAAUUUUAGUUUUACAGAUCUUGAUAAGUCAUGUGGAAUCCAGAAACAAGGCAUCCAGAUUUAUUGUAUAUGCCUACCAGAAUCAAACUGCUUUAAACAGGCGGUGAAGUAGCUGGGUGAUUCAUUGCAAUCAUGAGCAGAUGGCAGAAAUCUAAACAGGAGAUCGAUCUGGGUUUUUUGUGCUAUCUGAGCAUACUUGUCCACAAGUAGACAUGCAUUACCUACUUAAUUAGCCCUGUGGCACAUGUAUUUUUUCCCCUUUUCAGGACUGACUGCCCAGCUGUUGCAUGUUUAGGUAGAGGCAAAUGCUUUUAGAAAGUGUAAGGCUGAGCUAGAUGAGCUUAUUCUUUCACAUACCUUAUGAAAUAAACUCCGUUUCCACUGAUUCAACAUCAGAGCUGGUUUGAUGGAUGAAAGUCAGUGUGGUGAAUGGUGGUUUUCUAAGGUCAGUCAGUUUUUCUGAACCAAAUAUAACUACCCAAAUACAAUGCAAUCACUAUCUUUCUUCAUAUUUACUAUCCUACCCCAAAUCUACUUAUAUGGCCAACUAUUGCCCAGUCUCAAAUAUUCCAUUCUUGGGCAAGGUGACUGAGCAGGUGGUUGCUGAACAACUCCAGGCACGCCUGGAGGAUGCAGACCAUUUGGAUCCCUUCCAGUCGGGAUUCAGGCUUCAUCAUGAGACUGAAACUGCCUUGGUAGCGCUGGUUGAUAAUCUCCGGUGGGCUAGGGACGAAGGUGAAAGCUGUUUCCUAGUUCUGCUGGAUUUCUCAGUGGCCUUUGAUACCAUUGACCAUAACAUCCUUCUGGCUUGUCUUGAGGGGCUGGGGGCACUGUUAUACAGUGGUUCCGCUCCUUCCUCCUAGGCCAUGUCCAGAAAGUGGGGGGGGGGAUGAGUGUUCAGACCCCUGGGCUCUCACUUAUGGGGUGCCUCAGGGUUCUGGCCUCUCCCCCAUGCUUUUUAACAUCUAUAUGAAGCUGCUGGGAGAGAUCAUCAGGGGGUUUGGCCUGGGUGUUCAUCAGUAUGCAGAUGAUAUCCAGCUCUACCUCUCUUUCAAAUCAGAACCAGUGAAGGCGGUGAAAGUCCUGUGUGAGUGUCUGGAGGCCGUUGAAGGAUGGAUGACAGCUAACAGAUUAAGGUUGAACCCUAACAAGAUAGAAGUACUGUUUUGGGGGGAUAGGGCGAGGGCAGGUGUGGAGGACUCCCUGGUCCUGAAUGCGGUAGCUGUGCCCCUGAAGGACCAGGUGUGCAGCCUGGGAGUUGUUUUGGACUCACAGCUGUCCAUGGAGGCGCAGGUGAAUUCUGUGUCCAGGGCAGCUGUCUACCAGCUCCAUCUGGUACACUGGCUGAGACCCUACCUGCCCGCAGACUGUCUCACUAGAGUGGUGCGCGUUCUAAUUAUCUCCUGCUUGCACUAUUGCAAUGCGCUCUACAUGGGGCUACCUUUGAAGGUGACCCGGAAACUACAACUAAUCCAGAAUGUGGCAGCUAGACUGGUGACUGGGAGUGGCUGCCGAGACCAUAUAACACCAGUCCUGAAAGACCUACAUUGGCUCCCAGUACAUUUCCGAGCACAAUUUGAAGUGUUGGUGCUGACCUUUAAAGCCCUAAAUGGCUUCGGCCCAGUAUACCUGAAGGAGCAUCUCCACCCACAUUGUUCAGCCUGGACACUGAGGUCCAGCGCCAAGGGCCUUCUGCCGGUUCACUCACUGCGAGAAGCCAAGUUACAGGGAACUAGGCAGAGGGCCUUAUCAGUAAUGACACCCGCCCUGUGGAAUGCCCUCCCAUCAAAAGUCAAUAUCUGACUUUUAAAAGACAUCUAAAGGCGGCAGACCUGUUUAGAGACAUUUUUAAUGCUUGAUUGGGGGUUUUUUUGGGUUUUUUUGCUGGAGGCCGCCCAGAGUGGCUGGGGAAACCCAGCCAGAUGGUCGGGGUAUAAAUAAUUAUUAUUAAUUAAAAAAGCAUUUUUGCAUUUUGCUCCGGGAUGGGAUCAACAUGGGUCUCCACCUGCAGGGAAACAAAUAACAUUUCAUUUGAGCCAGGAGUUGAAGGGUGUCAGUUUCGCCACGUGUCUGUUUUGUGUCAGUGUGUUCAAACUUGUGAUCAUCCCUCCUGCCUCAAAUUAUAGUGUUACCUUGGUUCUCAAACUUAAUCUGUUCUGGAAGUCUGUUCCAAAACCAAAGCAUUCCAAAACCAAGUCAUCCUUACCCAUAGAAAGUAAUGCAAAUCUGUUCCAGGCUUUUAAAAGCAACCCCUAAAACAGCAAUUUAACAUGAAUUUUACUAUCUAACGAGACCAUUGAUCCAUAAAAUGAAAGCAAUAAUGUACUGUACUAUAAAAUAAACAAGACAGUAUUGUAGAUGAUAAAAAAAAUCUUACCUGCACUAAUGAUAGUCACUGUUUGGAUGAGGAGCUUUUAUCCCUUUCUGCAGUCAGUCAAUCAAUCAAUCAAUCAAUUGGUAGCUGAACUGGGUUCCACAGUCACAAAAACAAAUUACUAGAAAAAGCCUCAAAAACAAAAACGCUAAAUAAACAGCAAACUUAAUCCGUUCUGGAAGUCCAUUUGACUUCCAAAAUGUUCAAAAACCAAGGUGCAGCUUCUGAUUGGUGCAGGUGCCCAGGAAACAAUAGCCGACAGCUGCAUCGGACAUUCGGCUUCCGAAAAACGUUCGAAAACUGGAACACCUACUUCCGGGUUUUCAGCAUUUGGGAACCAAGGUGCAACUGUAGUGUUUCAGUAACUGCCUCAAAUGUUUAUCUGAAUCUGCAACAUGCAAGUAUCCUCAGUGGUUAGAAAUGUGAUAGCUAAAGGGAAAGCCCAUAGCUUGGUAAGAGUAUGCAUAUUAUGCGUGCAUGCAAGCAUAAGACCUUGAGCAUCAUUUGAUAGAUCUUCCCGAGCCCUUCUGUCUCCUAGACUUUUUGAAGUCCUGCCAGAGAGGAGGAGCCAUAUAUUCUGAGCCAUAUAGGCAGCUUCAUAUGUUCAUCUGUAAUAUGGCCUGAUCCUAUGUGUACAUUUUGAGGGUCUGGCAACUUAAAACUUGCAACCCUAUCCCGAUUGUGUUGGCUCCGAAGUCUCAUCUGUCUCUCUGUUAUAACCUGAUGACCAGGUUGUGAUUCUGCAAUCCUAAACAUGUUUGGCCACUGCUUAUGUAAUUAUAGAAUCAUAGAAUCAUAGAGUUGGAAGAGACCACAAGGGCCAUCGAGUCCAACCCCCUGCCAAGCAGGAAAUUGGGAAUUGGCAAGUGAUGAUCAGUUCUUUAUACACUGCCUCUUUGGUUGCCCCAGCCCAGUCAGAUGGGCAAGGUACAAUAAAGAUUGUUAAAUUAUUAUUAUUAUUAUUAUUAUUAUUUGGAAAAAAUCCUUCUUAUUCCCUGACAUCUUCACUUUGCAUAACAUGGUGAAACUAUAAUAUGUGAAACAUAUAUGGUAUUUCCCCAGAUAGAGAGGAAAGGGCAUGGGGCAAGGUUUUUCUUUUAUUUAUUGAAGGAUACACACACCACACACUUUCACCCUAAAGACAAAAGGCUCCCAGGCUUACAAAUAUCAGUAAUAAAAACCUGCCCUUGGGCUUCCAAUCUAAAAGACAUGACACAAAAGGAAAAGUGAUUGGAAGGGAGGAGGAAAACUAAGUAAAUCCAGGUACUAGCUCUUAGUUAGGGGGUUCCUGUAUAAAUGGAAAAAAUCAAAGAGAGGAGGAUCCAAAGUUGAUGGACCCUCAGCUGAGCCAAUGAAGAGGCCCUGUACUAGCUCCUCUCCCUCUGCUAUAGCUCAAUGGAAUGGCUCCAUCAGGGUUCGUGUUUGAAGUGUAAGAACUUAUUGUCCAGGAUACUUGUUUUCUAUUUUAAACUUUUUGAUCAAGGCAAAAAGCCAUUGUGAAAGUUAAGUGGAUUCGUACUUUGUGUCAUCAAGGUUAUUUUUAUUUGCGGUAGAAUUUCAAUUCCUCCCCUGCAUAACUGAAGUCGAAACCAACGUAUUUUGCAUAAGCUUCAGCGAAAGCAUAUCAACUACCUUAUUUCCUCGUGGUUUAUUCUUUUACAGGAAUAUUCAUAUGCACAACCUACGCUGUGUUUUCCAUAUG
Podarcis lilfordi (Lilford's wall lizard) is the source of this 6702-nucleotide messenger RNA. NCBI's taxonomy places the organism in Eukaryota, Metazoa, Chordata, Lepidosauria, Squamata, Lacertidae. The record is from the annotation of a GenBank genome assembly.